Molecule: messenger RNA, 2961 nt
Organism: Aspergillus calidoustus
Lineage: Eukaryota; Fungi; Ascomycota; Eurotiomycetes; Eurotiales; Aspergillaceae
Source: the annotation of a GenBank genome assembly
AUGACAGCUCUGAGGCAUGUCUGGGUCGUCCCGGAGACGAACGAGGUCUUUACCAAUUACGAAUCAUAUCUCCAGCGCAUGGAUUUCUACAAACAGAGAAAGUUUAUCUGCGAGAUUACUGGACAUUCAGGAUUGACAUUUUUUGAGGCUCAUCGGAGUGAGAUGGAAGAAUCGCGCGAAGUGAACAAUUCUUUCCCCGACGCCCUUAAAGGACCUAUCCUGCGUAGGACGCAGUUUUCCACAGUAUCGCGGGUCGAUAACCUAGUGGACGAAAUCUACGAAGAAUUCAAGCAAGACUUUUACCCUGGCGAACCGGUCCUCAUUUUACUCGAUGAUAAUACACGCUUACACGGAGUGAUCAGAGACAAAGCGAACUUCGCCGAGCAGCUUUACCCCGAUGGAACCGUUAAGCAAGCGGCGUACGCGACAUAUUUGGUCAAAGUGUUGGAUCGUCCAAAUGAGGAGGCUCUGUUGGAUCAACAUCACAUCACUCGCGACAGGAAGACUUUCACUAAGCAGAUGCUGCGAGCAUUCAUUAAGAACAACGUGACGAGAGAGUCUUGGAACGGUGCCCCAUGGCUGGUGAAGCCGUCGAUCGCUGAAGAGUUUAGGAUAUCAACUGAAGUACCGAAACACUUGCAGUACGGAGCAAGGGUCGCUGAGAAAAAGGCGCAAAAGAAGGCCGAUCAAGAAGGAUUCUUUGGAUUUUUCGCAUCACAGCAGCUUCCUGAGUUGAAGCCAGCUGUCAAGGGUCAAAAGACAAAACCAUCACCCCAGGACUUGGCUCGAUCCGAAGAAGCGCAAUUCCUGGAGUAUAAACGGUCCCUCAACGGCAAUCCAAGUUUUCUUGUUGGCAACAAACCCACCAAUGGACCUUCACGACCUCUGAAGCCCCAGGAUGCUGAAAAGAUAUCCCCGCCUACCCCUGCUGUUGUAAUCAAGGCCGAGCCCCCAAAGCCACCUACGCCUCCGCCCAUCAAAUAUCCCAUUGAAGAUCUUGACAUUCCCCCGAAUCGUGACAAAAAGAAACAGCGGCCGCCGUUGAAGUUUUUGAAAGCAAAUGAAACCGAUGAUGCCGAUGAUGAAGAUCUCUUGCAAGACAGUAUUGCGAAGGAAUCUGUGGGUCUUUUCCUAGAGACUUGGAACACUCUCAACGUGUACUGUGAAGUUUUCCAACUGGAUUCCUUCACCUUUGACGAUUUCUUUCAGGCAAUGAGAUUUUCAUCGGAUGAGGUUGACUGCGAACUUUUCGUCGAGAUACACUGCGCUGUGCUGAAGAAGCUGGUCAAUGAGGAGAAGGAUAACAAUGGUGCGAUUCAGAUCUCGCUUCCUCAACUUCCGAUCGAAGAAUUGAGCGAAUCAUCAGACGACGAGGGCGAGGAAGACGAGGAGGGAGAGGAAGAUGAAGCUGAGCCGACGCCCGAGCCUGUCGUGACACGAAUGACUACCCGUGGAAGCUUAGCCAAAGCAGAGGCCGAAAACCUAAAAGCCCAGGUGGGCGGCGUUUCUGAACCGGAAGAAGUCAAAAUCCACCGCGCUACCGAAAUGCUGUCUGAGUAUGGGUGGAUUGACCGUUUGCGCAAGCGCGAUUUCCGAAAUGGCGGAUGGGAAAUGGUAAUGAUCGGGCUCCUGCACCAACUUUCGGCUCGCCCAUCUAUGGAGAAGAUUUGCAACCAAAUCCUGGAACAUCUUGCCCCUCUGGAUCAAGAACCAUCGCAAGAAACCGCCCGAAAGCAAUAUUCAACCCUUGACGUCAACCUCCGAAUCAGAGCUCUUCAAAUAAUCUGCAUGUUGAGCCUUGAGACCAAGGCUAUUCGCAAUUAUCUGGAAGAAUGCAGCAAUCAAAUGACAGAAUUUCGAAAAGAGAAGAUCGAAUAUCAAAAGGCUCGCAAAGCAGCACUCGAGGAACUUCGGCGUUUACACCAGGAACGCAAAGCCCUCCAACCUGAGCUUGAGAAAUCGCCAACUCCCAUCCCAGAGCUUGAACCCACGGAAGACACGAAGAUGAGUGGCAUGGAUGGGGACUCACAACUCGCAGAUUCCGAUGUGGAUGGUACUCCGCAGCGAGCCUUGCGUGGUGGUGUGGAUCGAGCUUUGGAACGGAAGCGGAAGUUAGACGAAGAACGGGAAAGGAAGGAACAGCUUGCGAAACAGCCAAAAGGUUCAAAGCAGUACCAACGGGUGCUCAAGAAGAUCGAGGAACAAAAAGCCGCUGUCAAGAAGCUCGAAGAAAAGAUUGAGGUUGUCGACAACGAUCUUAGGGAAGCCGACUGCCCACGGACCAGGUGCCUCGGAAAGGACCGCUUCUGCAACCGAUAUUGGUGGUUUGAGCGCAACGCGAUGCCAUAUGAGGGAAUGCCGAACAGUUCGACUGCGGAGGCGAAGUAUGCCAACGGGCGACUCUGGGUCCAAGGACCCGAUGAUAUGGAGCGACUUGGCUUUAUCGACGUUCCAGACGAUAUCAAAAAGCUGUAUCAAAAGCAGUUCCAUGUAUCCCCAGCGGAGCGCAAGAAGCAUGAGGAGGGCUCAACGCGGCUUUUACGCGCACACGAAUGGGGCUACUACGAUGAGCCGAAAUUGUUAGAAAAGCUUAUAGACUGGCUUGAUUCUCGAGGCGAGCGUGAGGCGAAAUUGCGCAAAGAGCUUCUGCUUCAGCGUGACAACAUCGCUAAGUCGAUGCAGACCCGACAGGCGUAUCUGGAACGAACGGAGGACGAUUCGGAGGAGAUGCCCACUAAGCGAGUGACGACGCGAAAUAAGACAUAUGUGGCCGAUAAUAAGCACCGCUGUUUGAACUGGCGGAACUCCACUGCUCUGGCAGAAAAUGGACACCUUCAUCUCGAUGCCUCACGGCCAGCCAAAAGGGCGAAGAGAGGUGCGGUUGAAGAGCCCAAGGAGAUCAAGGCCACCAACCGGCAGGGCAAGCCACUCACACGACAAGGCGCCCGAUACAGUUUCUGA